Ruditapes philippinarum (Manila clam) is the source of this 806-nucleotide messenger RNA. Its product is annotated as fucolectin-1-like. The coding region runs from base 33 to 434 and encodes 133 amino acids. Lineage: Eukaryota; Metazoa; Mollusca; Bivalvia; Venerida; Veneridae. The record is from RefSeq and is a predicted model, not a curated record. The transcript has 3 exons.
UAUCAAAUGUGGCAAGAGGAAAACCAACAAGCAUGUCAAGUAUUUAUAAGACAUACACAUCAGAUAAAGGUGUUGACGGUAAUGUUAAUCAGAGUUUUGAGGCAGACUCAUGUUUUCAUACUGGAUUAGAUCUAAACGCUUGGUGGCAGGUUGAUCUUACUGAAAUAUACAGAAUCACCAAAGUGGUUUUGUAUAAUAGAUUGUUUACUGAAAACGCUAAUCGAGCAUCUGAUUUGGAUUUGUUAUUUGGCACAACCUUGGAUACCAUCAUAAUUGUAAAGAAAGUCUUGGGGCAAAUCAAUGAUAUUCACUCAUUUACUUUUACCGACGACGAAAAGGCACGCUAUGUUAAAGUUAUGCUUCAAAACCAAAACUUUCUUCAUCUUUGCGAAGUGCAAGUAUAUGGAUAUGAUGUACUUCAACCGUCCAGAUAAACUAUUCGGCAUAGGAUUGACAGUUUUAUUUUUUACUAUAAUAGAAAUAUCAUAAAUGUAAGCUUUUGUUUAUUUAACUUUAAAAUAGAAUUGUCGUGUUAGUCAAUAAUUAAAUAGCCUUCAUUCACACUUGAAAGACAAAUAAUUAAUUUACCAGUCACUGGCUUUCAUAUAUAGUGAUCGUUGUCUUUUGUUGUUUCAUCCAACCAAGCUUCCUUUCAAUUCAAUCAAUAUUGAAUAACUAAUUGGAUGUUUAAUGAUGUUAUGCUUAACCAUUUCUGAACGGUGUAUUACUGUCAAGUAUGUCAGGUCAAGUAUGAAGACACAAGCGUACCAAUACCAAAAUAAUAUACAAGACAGUUGUAAUCAUAU